Centropristis striata (black sea bass) is the source of this 4873-nucleotide messenger RNA. RefSeq names its product collagen, type XXII, alpha 1 (gene col22a1). Lineage: Eukaryota; Metazoa; Chordata; Actinopteri; Perciformes; Serranidae. The transcript has 64 exons. The record is from RefSeq and is a predicted model, not a curated record. Bases 5 to 4873 code for a protein of 1622 amino acids.
CGAGAUGGAAUUACGACUGGGAUUUAGGAUCACCCUGGUCUUGGUCAUUCUGGCCUUGACUCUUUCUGGCGAGACAGUGGAAGCACAGAGGGCAGGAUGUAAAAAUGUCCACUAUGACUUGGCAUUUAUCCUGGAUACCUCAUCCAGUGUUGGAAAAGAGAAUUUCGAGAAGAUCCGGCAAUGGGUGGCCAACCUUGUAGAGUCUUUCGAUGUGUCACCUGAAAAGACAAGAGUAGCCGUGGUUCGCUACAGUGACAGACCCACCACUGAGUUCACCCUGGGCAGACACAGGAGCCUGGAAGAUGUAAAGCGAGCUGCCGCUAACAUACGCUACCUGGGAGGAAAUACAAUGACUGGGGAUGCUAUCAGCUACACCACCACCAACAUCUUUACGGAGCGGAGCGGAGCCAGGCCCAAAGCAAGAGGCAUUCAGAGAGUGGCUAUCCUUCUCACAGAUGGCCGAAGCCAGGAUUAUGUUCUGGAGCCUUCGAAAGCGGCUGCCAAAGCCGGCAUCAGGAUGUUUGCUGUGGGCAUCGGGGAGGCUCUGAAGGUGGAGCUGGAGGAGAUCGCUGCCGAGCCAAAGAAUGCCCACGUCUUCCAUGUGACGGACUUCAAUGCCAUUGACAAGAUCAGAGGCAGACUGAGGAGGAGGCUGUGCGAGAAUGUCUUGUGUCCGAACAUGAGGAUUCAACCUGACCGGUUUAAGCCCAACAGCACCAGUUAUGGUCUUGAAGAGGUUCCAGGGUUCGACCUGAUGGAGUACUUCAAUGUGAGAGAUAUUCUGGGAAGCAGAGUCGAUGAAGGCCAAAGUCCUUACGUCCGCCUUGGUACCAUGCCCAUUGUACAGCAAACAGAGGAUGUCUUUCCUCAAGGGUUGCCAGAUGAAUAUGCCUUUGUGACGACAUUCAAGUUCAGGAAAACCUCAAGACGUGAAGAUUGGUACCUCUGGCAGGUUUUUGACAAAUAUGGGAUCCCACAGGUGUCCAUCCGCCUGGACGGAGAGAACAAGGGGGUGGAGUACAAUGCUGUCGGCCUGACAAAAGAUGCUGUCAGAGCUGUCUUCAAGAACCCUGAAGUUGAAAAUCUGUUUGACCGCAACUGGCACAAGAUUGCCCUCAGUGUGGAGGCCAAGUCUGUGUCUCUGUACCUGGACUGCAAACACAUCCAGACUCUGCCCAUUGAAGACAGGGAGGACAUUGAUAUUCAGGGGAAGACAGUGAUUGGGAAGAGGCUGUAUGACAGUGUGCCAAUUGAUUUUGAUCUUCAGAGGAUGAUGAUUUACUGUGAUUCCAAGCUGGCAGAGCUGGAAACCUGUUGUGAUAUACCCAACGGACCUUGCCCUAAGAAAGUUGUGACAGAGGCCCCCCCGGUGCAGAUCCCCACUCCAACACCGACUGUUGUGGAGCAGCAAAGAGGUCCUCAAGUGAACUGUUCGUGUCCUGCAGGAGAUAAGGGAGAGAUGGGUGCGCCCGGCGUUGCAGGUCCUAAGGGUGAAAAGGGUGACACUGGCCUUAAGGGCGCCAUUGGACCGCCUGGAAUCCGAGGAGAAAAAGGAGAAACUGGCAAAGUAAUCUCUGUCAAAGGUGACAGAGGUGAGAAGGGUGAUAGAGGCACGAUAGGGUUGUCAGGUGCUCCUGGACAAAAAGGAGAGAAGGGACUUGGUGGUGUGCCAGGUAUUGAUGGAUUAUCUGGAGACAAAGGAGACAAAGGUGCAGCAGGACGGGAUGGUGGACCAGGGCAGUCAGGUCCAGCUGGACCAAAGGGAAUUCAAGGAGAUGAAGGAAGUCCUGGUGCACCAGGACCAAAAGGUGUCAUUGGUGAAUCUGGUAUAAAGGGUGAAAAAGGAGGUCCGGGCGCCAGGGGCGAGGCAGGUUCGGAUGGAUUUCCUGGCAAACCUGGAGUUCCUGGGAAAGAUGGUUUGAGAGGACUCGUUGGUGCACCCGGAGCAGGCGGAAUUAAAGGCGUCAAGGGGGAGAGAGGCCUUCCCGGAUUACCUGGGGAUGUGUUUCAACAAGAAGGUUUACGGGGUGAAAAGGGAGAAGCUGGAUCUCCUGGGCUUCCAGGGCCCGAGGGCCCCCCGGGGCCUCAGGGUCCUCCGGGCCUGCAGGGUGAACCUGGGGAACCUGGAGAGUUCGGCCAGAGGGGAAAGAAAGGUGAAAGUGGACUACCUGGAGUGGAUGGCCUUCCUGGACCCCCUGGUCCUCAGGGUCCAGCUGGGCCACCAGGAAACCAAGGACACACUGGACCUCCUGGUCUGCCUGGUGAAAUUGGAUUUUCAGGCAAACCUGGAGAGUCUGGAAAGCCUGGUCUUCCUGGUAAAGACGGACUGGACGGUCUUCCUGGAAAUGACGGUGCCAUGGGGCCCAGGGGAGAACGCGGAGCAGAUGGCUUUCCCGGCAAGCCUGGAUCUAAGGGUGACGAUGGGCCUCCCGGACCAAGGGGACCUUCAGGGGAGAGAGGAGAACAGGGUCAACCUGGUCAACAAGGUGCUGAUGGAGGAAGAGGAGACAGGGGUGUUCCCGGAGAAAGAGGACAGGAUGGACCACAUGGGCCAAAAGGUGAUAAGGGCGACAAGGGUGAAGUGGGAGCGCGGGGACUACCUGGCAUUCCAGGAAACGUGGCAAAUGUUAUUCCUGAGCCUGGUGAACCUGGAAAACCUGGAGAGAAAGGAGAGAAAGGGGAUCAAGGAAAGCCAGGAGAGAUGGGUCAAAGAGGGUUACCUGGUGAACAAGGCUUCAAGGGACCACCUGGAUUAGCGGGUCCAAAGGGUGACACUGGACUUACAGGAGAGACAGGACGUGUUGGAGACCCCGGUCCACCUGGCAUAGCUGGUCCUCCAGGUCCUCGAGGAUUACCAGGGAAUGUGGGCAUACCAGGGAUCAUUGGGCCUCCUGGUCCAGCUGGACAGAGAGGAGACAAGGGUGAAGUAGGUAAACCAGGACAAGCAGGUCCCUCAGGCCCACCCGGGGACCCUGGUGUGACUGGACCUCCUGGACCAACAGGGAAGGGGAAAGAGGGUGAAAAAGGGGAGCCGGGACCACAGGGAAUACAAGGACCUCCAGGGCUCAAGGGGCAAACCGGGUCACGAGGAGAACCAGGGUUACCAGGGGACAAAGGGUCCGCAGGAGAAGGCAAAAUGGGACCACCGGGGCCUCCAGGAAAACAUGGGGAAUCUGGAUCCUCGGGUUUGAGAGGUCCACCAGGAGUUGCUGGUCCUCAGGGCCCAGCAGGACAUAAUGGUUUACCAGGAAGGCCAGGAGACAAGGGAUCACCAGGAGAGCCUGGAAAGGCAGCAGACCUCUCUGACCUAAAUCUAAAGGAUGUUUGCUCAGACUGCCCUGCAGGUCCAUCUGGACCACCCGGUCUCCCAGGAGUCCCAGGAGACAAAGGACACCAGGGACCUCCCGGCAAAGACGGUCAAGAUGGUUACCAAGGCCCAGCGGGAACAGCUGGAGCUCCAGGGCCCCCUGGAGCUGACGGAGGAAAGGGUAUAAAAGGUGAUCGAGGACCCCCUGGAGGUGCUGGAGACAAAGGAGACAAGGGUCACCCAGGACCCCCUGGUCAUCCAGGUACUCCGGGUUUAAUGGGUACACCUGGUAACGAUGGACCGCCUGGCCCUCUAGGCCCCCCGGGACCCCCUGGAGAAAAGGGCAAAGAGGGUCUCAAAGGAAUCCAAGGACCACCAGGUCUACCUGGCUUGAUCGGUCAGGCUGGAAAAAUGGGAAAAGAUGGAAGACCAGGUGAAACAGGAGAACCUGGCAAGCAAGGUGAACCUGGACUACAAGGAAACCCAGGGCUCAGGGGACUCCCAGGCUUUAAGGGCCACAGAGGAGAACCUGGACCUCCAGGACCCAAGGGAGAAGAUGGAAAGCCUGGAUCACUUGGGCGUGAUGGCAAACCUGGGAAGGAGGGCUCUAUGGGAGCUCCAGGCAGAGAAGGACUUAGUGGACCAAGAGGAGAGCCGGGCAAGCCAGGUGAACCUGGGCCAUCCGGAAAAGCAGGUCUCCCUGGAACACCAGGUCUUAGGGGAGACAAGGGAGAGGCCGGCAACCCAGGAUUACCGGGCUUUAGCGGGCCUAAAGGCCCCGCGGGUCCACCUGGUCCAAUUGGCCCAGAGGGAAAACAGGGGAUGCCAGGCAGAGCUGGUGAUCGUGGCCUCAAAGGAGAAAAGGGGGACGGAGGUAUGAAAGGAGAUAAAGGACAUUCUGGAGAUCCAGGUAUGCCUGGAAACCCUGGACCCCCUGGCAGAAAGGGCCACACAGGGAUGAUGGGCAUGUCAGGACCACCAGGAGAAAUAGGAGCUCCUGGGCCACAAGGACCUUCAGGAAACCCUGGUAUCCCAGGCCAAAGGGGAGAGUCAGUGUCACUGGAGCAAAUGAGACGGCUCAUCCAGGAGGAGCUGUCAAAACAAUUAGAUGCCAAACUGGCUUACCUCAUGGCUCAGAUCCAGCCAGCACACGUAAAGAGUACAGCGGGCCGUCCAGGACCUCCAGGCCCAUCAGGUAAGGAUGGCAAUACUGGACGACCUGGCCCCCCUGGAGAACCCGGUAUGCCUGGACAGAAUGGAGGAGAAGGACCCAGGGGACCCAUGGGCCCUAAAGGUGAGAAAGGAUCAAGAGGAGAAAAGGGAGAUGCUGGUAUCGGCGACAGAGGAGAGCAGGGACCUGCUGGCCCGAUAGGUCCAGCCGGUCUGCCUGGUUACGGUAAAGACGGAAGCCCAGGACAAGCUGGAGCCCAGGGAGAGCCAGGAAACCCCGGCCCCCACGGUCAGCCUGGACCUCCAGGUCCGACUGGCCAAUGUGACCCCACCCAGUGUGCCUACUAUGCCAGCCUGGCACAGAGACCCCACACCAAAAAUGUCAAGGGGACUUAA